This is a messenger RNA of Erinaceus europaeus (western European hedgehog), 1720 nucleotides long. It is a transcript of the gene NQO1, whose product is annotated as NAD(P)H quinone dehydrogenase 1. Gene Ontology annotation, molecular function: NAD(P)H dehydrogenase (quinone) activity. Bases 303 to 1127 code for a protein of 274 amino acids. The transcript is spliced from 6 exons. The record is from RefSeq and is a predicted model, not a curated record. Gene Ontology annotation, cellular component: cytosol. Lineage: Eukaryota; Metazoa; Chordata; Mammalia; Eulipotyphla; Erinaceidae.
AUCCUGUCCACCUUACCUCCCCUCCCCCCACAUUCCCCACCUUCUGGGGCCCUUCUAUACUUAAAUUCUUGAGGACCCCUCCUCCAACUCCCAGACUCCCUUCCUUCCUAAAACUGCAGCCAACGCCCUACCAUGCACCCCGCCCUGCUCAAGGGGGCUGGACUUGCGUUGCUCUGGGUAUAAAGUACCAGAGGUUCUCAGGCGGCACCCAGUAGCCACCCAGGUUGCAGCUGCAGAACCUUGACCCGGCCAAGGUCGCCCCGGCAACCAGCACCUCAGCCAGUCAGCACGCAGCCUGAGCCAUGGCCGUCAGGAAAGCCCUAAUCGUUCUGGCUCACGCAGAGAAGACAUCCUUCAACUAUGCCAUGAAGGAAGCUGCUGUAGAAGCUUUGAAGGCGAAAGGCUGGGAGGUGGCUGUGUCAGACCUCUAUGCCAUGAACUUCAAUCCCCUCAUCUCCAGAAAGGACAUCACAGGUAAACUGAAGGAUUCGGAGAACUUUCAGUAUCCUGCCGAGUCUGUUCUGGCUUAUAAAGAAGGCCGUCUAAGCCCAGAUAUUGUAGCUGAACAAAAGAAGCUGGAAGCUGCAGACCUUGUGAUUUUUCAGUUCCCAAUGUACUGGUUUGGACUUCCUGCUAUCCUGAAGGGCUGGUUUGAGCGAGUGUUCAUAGGCGAGUUUGCUUACACAUAUGCUUCCAUGUACGACAAGGGACCUUUCCGGAAUAAGAAGGCAGUGCUUUCCAUCACCACAGGUGGCAGUGGUUCCAUGUACUCUCUGGAGGGUGUCCAUGGGGACAUGAAUGUCAUUCUCUGGCCAAUUCAGAGUGGCAUUCUGUAUUUCUGUGGCUUCCAAGUCUUAGAACCUCAGCUGAUGUACAGCAUUGGGCACACUCCAGCAGACACCCGAAUUCAGAUCUUGGAGGGAUGGAAGAAACGCCUGGGAAGUAUUUGGGAUGAAAAGCCAUUGUCUUUUGCUCCAAGUAAUCUCUUUGAUCUAAACUUCCAGGCUGGAUAUUUAAUGAAAAAGGAGGUAAAGGAGGAACAGAAAAACAAGAAAGUUGGCCUUUCUGUGGGCCAUCACUUGGGCAAGCCCAUUCCCACUGACAACCAGAUUAAAGCAAAAAAAUAAGAUUCACAGAAUUUAUUUCCUUCUAAAAUAUAGCCCACAUCUAGGUUUCUUCCUCAAAUUUCCUUAAUUGACUUUAGUUUUCAAGAUGUGUUUUUCUUUUCCCAAAGGAAUGAAAGAGAAUAUAAUCAUAUAUUUUGGAAUAACUUUAUUAUUAAAUGUAGCUGAUUCUUCUGAUCAAUGUCAUGACAAAAUGAUUAGACUUAAGGGGUCACUUAGGAUGUAGAGCAGGGGAAGAUAUAGAAAGAUGCUAAACAAUAUAAUAAAAGGCCCUCCUUUUAAGAGAAAAACAUUCAUUUUGGGCCAGAUAUGACUACACAGCAUCCAACUCCUCAAUGAUCUAUUUUUCUCUUAAAUUGUCUCUCUGGUUUAUGGCAGAAAGGACUAGCUCAAAGAAAGAAAUGACUGAAUCUGCCAGGCCUCAGGGACUUGUUUAGUAAUUAGGAUUCUAUGGUUGUUUAUGAUAUAUAUUGGUUUUAAUAACUACAGUGACUAAUAUGCCUAAUAUAUGUGUUACUCUUUCUUCAACUUGUGUUUAUAUAUAGUAUGAACAUGUACCUUGGAAUGAAAACCUAAUAAAAGUCUCUUUACCUCAA